Molecule: messenger RNA, 1572 nt
Organism: Daldinia loculata
Lineage: Eukaryota; Fungi; Ascomycota; Sordariomycetes; Xylariales; Hypoxylaceae
Exons: 5
Coding region: 337-924 (195 amino acids)
Source: RefSeq, a predicted model, not a curated record
AAAUGACUUGCUAUGUAUUACUUGCUGCUAGCCCCCAGACAAUGCCCAGGUCAAUCCUAAACAUAGUGUGAAUGCCCCGCACACGUCAUCGUCCAAUGGAUUGGAUGGUGCUAAGCUUAGGUCGCUAUAGCUGUGACGCAGGUGUCUCGGUCUGAGACUAGAUAAACGUUUUGUCCCUUUUAGCUAAUGCGCCUCUAACCUAGAAAAUACAUAAUCCUCUUUGUGCUUUCUUGCUUUUCUCGAUUCUUCAUCGUCCCGAAUUUACAGUUUUAUCUUUUACCUAAACCCCUACUGUUCGUCACUUUUAACCUUAGGCCUAGACUUUCAACUUUCAACAUGAGCGGGGAGAGACAGCAAGAUUUCGGCGGCAACGUGACGCACGGUGGCGCAUAUCCCGCUGGUGGUGGCUAUCCUCGCUCUGACGACGAUGACUUCCGCGGAGCGGCCGAGCAUGCGACUCGACAUGCGGGGAGCUCCGGCGAUAGAGACCUGUUCUCUAGCCUACUAGGUGCCCUCACCCAGAAGAAGCAGUCCCUUGCGGAUGAAGACGUAGACGAGGAUGACGCUGUGAAGCAGCACAAGCGCUUUUUCGAGGGCGACGAUGACGAUAACGAGGCGGACGAUAAGAGCUUAGGUUCUGCCGCCGCCAUGCAAGCUCUCAAGCUGUUUACUAGUGGUCAGAGCGAGAGCGCCCAGGAGAGUAGCAGCCAGAGUGCUUUCGUAGGUCUCGCCAUGGCUGAAGCUAGCAAGCUCUUCGAUCAGAAGGCUUCUCAGGGCAAGGUCUCCAGUGAUAGUAGCAAGGAGUCCGCCGUGAUGAAAGCUGGCGAGAUGGCCCUAAAGAUGUACCUGAAGAGCCAAGGCGGCGGCAAGGCGCAGUCCUCGGGAUCAGGCAUCCUCGGUCUAGCAUCCAAGUUCCUCGCAUAAAGGUCCCGCAAGGUCCCGUCCCGCGAGCUUCCUACAACGGGACGGUCGCAUUGCUAGCCCGGAAAUUUGAGGGAUAUUUUACAUCAUGAUGUUAUGAAAGGAAGCCCAGUCUAUACUAGUAGUAUCUAGUUAAACUGCGGUUCUGCCAAAAUCAAACGAAAUCCCAUGUGGAGUUGACCUCCUAAGAGCGCCGAUCAUUGACUUACUGAGCGAAGAUGCGAUCGAGAUCGUGUAACCAUAUAUCACCCCGUAAUAUAGACCAUUCCAGGUGCAGGAUCUAGACCAACAAAUGAAUGCGUAUAACAGCCCACCAACCAACUGAGCGUAUCCUAUGUAGCAUAUAUAAACAUGACUACUUGUUGCAUUCCGUGUUGUCAAGCAUUUGCCGCGAGCCCCUAUUGCCGCCGUUGUAGCUACUACGCUGCGGGAUUUGCGCCACGACUUAAUGAGUGGACGCUUGAAGAGAGGAUGGCGAAGUCGGCGCAGUCGGCGCAGUCGAAAAUGGCGCUCAGUACAUGAGAAUAUGUCACAUACACCAUCAUGUUAAAAAUUCCCGCAGGAAUGGAGCUUCCUAUAGAGGAUAAAAGCUAUCGCAUCUGAAUGGUAGAGGGUCAAGGGCCUAGAUAGUGCUGUAGAUAGAAAGCUUUG